Mytilus trossulus (common blue mussel) is the source of this 1771-nucleotide messenger RNA. Its product is annotated as ciliary microtubule associated protein 1A-like. The transcript has 5 exons. The record is from RefSeq and is a predicted model, not a curated record. Lineage: Eukaryota; Metazoa; Mollusca; Bivalvia; Mytilida; Mytilidae. Bases 394 to 1173 code for a protein of 259 amino acids.
CAGUUUAUUCAGUAUUUAAAUACAUCGACAGCGAUAUCUCAAAUGUAUUUUACACUCCGAUUUCUGUGGGCUGACAAUGAGUAGUCCACGCUAGAGUGAGAGUGCCUUGUUCAUAGAAUCCUUAUACCAACUUCAAUACAUCAUGUACUCGCGUCCUUAGAAACAGGGCUUGUGCAAUCUGUCAGGAAUUAUUAUUACUUAUUCAAACCUAAUUUACUGUUUGUAAUUAAAAGCAAAAUAGGUUAUAAAUGAUUAAUAAUUUUAUUUUCAUGUGACAUUUCGAGAAAAUAAGUGAAAGAAUCUACAGGGAAUUUAGAUUAUACGUUAAUUAUAUUGGUGAAUACUUUUCGGUGACAAAAAUACUAAAAUUUCUGAUCUUGAGCAGUAUCCAAGAUGGCACCAGGGGCUGAAGAGCAUGGACAGAAGAAAAAGGUUAUGAUCGCGGCUGAAUACACAGGUCCAGGACCAGCAAAAUAUUUACUACCAAAUACAGUAGGUACAAAAGAAGUGGAUGUUACGAAAAAAGGAUCACCAUCAUUUACAUUUGGAUCAAGAUAUUUUUCCAAUGAAUUCAAACGCAUGGUGGAUAAAAGUUUUAGUCCAGGUCCAGCUUAUAACGUUGAUAGUUCAUUUACCUCCAAGGGUCGGGGAGGAGGUCCAAGUUACAGUUUUGGUGGUCGUAUCAAAGAACCAACAAGAUGGGUGAGUCCGGGCCCAGGAGCAUACAGUACAGACAGGAAACCAUUGAGGGAAAUUAAUGCGCCUGCGUAUUCAUUAAGUCCAAGAACAACACAACGAAGAAUUGAUUACACGCCGUCGCCUAAUGCGUAUAGUCUUCCAUCAACGAUAGGACCUAACGUACCGGGACAAAGGGGUGGCUAUGCAUCAUCUAUACAAGGAAAAAGCUCUUAUAUGAAUUUCAAUGCAGAUCUAGCUAAAUCACCUGGUCCAGCAUCUUACUUUCCAAAUAACCAAAACGGAAAUAAGAAAAAUCCACCGUCAUUUUCUAUAUCGGGACGAGGAAAACCGGAAAAGUACGAUAACUCUGUACCGGGUCCCGGUGCCUAUAGUCCAAGUAUGGUUAACAUGACAAGUAGUCCCCGGUAUCCUAUUGGUGUUCGACAUUCACAGUUCCAAAUGCCCGUAAUGCCUUUAGCUAAUGUGAGCGAUUAACAAACGUUGCAAUAGACAUCAUUUUACAUCCUUUACUAUCAGUAUUUUGUUUAAUGUGAUAUUUGUCCGACAUAUAAACUUUUAAUAAACCCGUGAUUGAAACAAUGAUACUGCGAAAUAUACUUGUUCUGUAAAUUAUGCUUCAUUUUUCGUGAUCAUGGCAAAGCCAUAUGAAGCAUUAUUAGAGUUCCUGAAGAGUCAUGAUUAUUCGAUGUUAUACGUAAUGGAAUUGUAUUCAGAAGAAAUAAUUUCUAGUCUUGACAGAUUCGGCUGGAUUUCAAAACUCAUUUCAUUUUCUUAAAUUAUACGCUUUUCAUGUGUUUAUCAUGAUUUAUUGACUGUCAAUCCAACAAGUUGUAUACAUCUUACUCGUCCACUUGUUUAGUAUGGGAAUCUUAGGAUUCAUACAUGAAAAGAGUGGUUUGGUUAUGCGAAAGACGCUGUACCAUGCUAUCAUUGGUUAGGGGAGGGGGAUAAUACGAAAAUGAACUGUGAUAUCUGUGAUAUUUAUCUCACUGUAUUAAUUAUCAGUUGAUAGUCUUUCUUGACUACUCUGUUUUGUCAUUGUUUACACACAAUAAAUCUUUAUUUUUGAUUG